ACCCAAUGUCGUUCUCACCGGAGGGGUUUUGAUUCUACUCGAUAACCAGAGAGGUGGUUUCUAUUCAUCGUCACUGCAGCACAGACUGCAUCCCCCACAUCUGAGGCAGCCACUCCAUUUCCCUGCUAGUGCCAUGCGCUUCGUGGCUUUGCCAAGUGGAAGGUAACUUAUUCGCCCAUCUUUUUGCCCCUUUUGAUCCGCAACCAUGUCUGAGGAAAGUGAGCCAAAGCACUUCCUGUACUCAACCCUGGAGGGGCUGGAAAGGAACCGGGAAAGGGUCGUCUUUCAGCUGGAGGGAGAGGACGUCUCCAUCAGCCAACGUCACCGCAUGGCCAACAGAUACAAAAAGGGGUGCGGCGGGCGGGACGGGGUCCAACUGGACGCCGAGGGGAGCGACAGCAGCAGCCACGAGCGCCCGGCCUCGCCGGGCUCCCCGCACAAAGACAGGAAGCGACCGCGUCCGCCCUUACACGAGGAUGUGGAGAUGGGGGGCUCGAGUGGGAGCGGGACAGAGUCCCACGGCAACGAGUCCCACGGCAACGAGUCCCACGGCAAUGAGUCCGUGGGCAGCUCGAGCGGCAACGGCAAGGAUUCCGCUUUAAUGGAGUCCUCGGGCAGCAACAAGAGCUCAAACUCUCACAGCCCGUCGCCGCCGAGCAGCUCCAACGCCUUCAGUCUGGUGAGCUCCGAGCAGGACAACCCUUCCACCAGCGGCUGCAGCAGCGAACAGUCGGCCAAAGCUAAGACACAGAAGGAGCUCUUCAAGACCCUGAAGGAGCUGAAGAUGCACUUGCCGUCGGAAAAGCGGAGCAAGGGCAAGCCCAGCACCGUCAAGGCGCUGAAAUAUGCGCUGCGAUGUGUCAAACAGGUGAAAGCUAAUGAGGAAUACUAUCAGAUGCUGAUGAUUAAUGACAGCCAGCCGCCCGGGUUUGAUGUUUCGUCCUACACCAUCGAGGAGAUCAACAGCAUCACCUCUGAAUACACCCUUAAAAACAAUGAUAUUUUUGCUGUAGCCGUCUCGCUCGUCACGGGGAAGAUUGUUUACAUCUCGGACCAGGCGGCGUCCAUCUUGAACUGCAAGCGGGAAGUGUUUAACAAUGCCAAGUUUGUGGAGUUCCUGACGCCUCAGGACGUCAGUGUGUUCUACAGCUUCACCACGCCCUACCGCCUGCCCUCAUGGAGCAUGUGCACCGGAGCAGACUCGUCACCCACAGAGUGCAUGCAGGAGAAAUCCUUCUUUUGCCGCAUCAGUGGUGGUAAGGAGCGUGAAGGAGAUCUGCAGUACUAUCCUUUCUGCAUGACUCCAUACCUGAUGAAAGUCCAGGAUGCUGAGCUGGGUGAGGAGCAGUUCUGCUGCCUCCUGCUGGCCGAGAGGGUGCACUCUGGUUACGAAGCACCCAGAAUCCCCGAUGACAAGCGCGUCUUCACCACCACACACACACCUGACUGUGUGUUCCAGGAUGUGGAUGAGAGGGCUGUUCCCCUGUUGGGUUACCUCCCUCAGGACCUGAUCGGGACUCCUGUGCUGCUCAAUCUGCACCCAAGUGACCGACCGUUGAUGCUCGCCGUGCAUCGGAAAAUUCUAAAGUAUGUGGGUCAGCCAUUCGAUCACUCCUCGAUCCGUUUCUGUGCGCGAAACGGCGAGUACGUCACCAUCGACACCAGCUGGUCCAGCUUCGUCAACCCCUGGAGCCGCAAGGUCUCCUUUGUCAUCGGCAGGCACAAAGUCCGCAUGGGUCCUGUGAAUGAAGAUGUUUUUGCAGCACCAGCUUUUCAUGGAGGGAAGAUCAUGGACUCCGACAUCCAGGAAAUUAGUGAACAGAUCCACAGGCUGCUACUCCAACCGGUCCACAACAUGGGCUCUAGUGGUUAUGGUAGCCACGGCAGCAACGGUUCCCACGAGCAGCUGGUGAACAUCAGCUCGUCCAGGGAGAGCAACAUGAACACGGCGGAGGAGGCAAACAAGGCCAAGCCCCCCAGGACGUUCAAGGAGAUUUGUAAAGGGGUCCACAUGCUGAAGAACCAGGACUCCCAGGUCGGCCUGCGCUCCCCGCCUCCUUCACCGUCGCCAUCCAAGCCGGAGCAGAAGAAGACCGCUGACACCUCAGCAGCAGCUCAGAAGAGUCCAGCGAUGCGUCUGAAAGACUCGGCGCCCCCUCUGCAGGUCAGAGACGGUACUGCAGCCAGCAUUGAGGACUUCACAUGGAGAGACCAGACUGUCUGCUCCUACCAGCAGAUCAGCUGCCUCGACAGUGUCAUCAGGUACCUGGAGAGUUGUAACAUCCCCAUCACAGCGAAGAGGAAGUACCAGUUCUCCACUAACACCAACACGACCUCCUCCGACUCGGAUGACGACAAGAAGGGCUCAGAGGAUUGCAUGCAGGUGUCUCAGGACACAAACCAAGACUCUUUGAUGCUCGGCGCCCAGCCAGGCCUGUCGAACAUGAAAGCACCUAAGAAGCCUUCAUCUGGGACAGCGGCUGUGGUGGGAGGCCACCCGGCACCGCUCACCCUGCCCAGCAAGGCCGAGAGCGUGGUGUCCAUCACCUCACAGUGCAGCUACAGCAGCACCAUCGUCCACGUGGGAGACAAGAAGCCUCAGCCAGAGUCUGAGAUUAUCGAGGACGUGGCAGAGAGCCCCGUGCCCCCGGCUCUGCAUGUCAGCGUGGUGUCCCCCCCCAGCCAGGAGGAGGAGGCCUACAAGUGGGUGGGACUGACCAGGCAGGUGCUGGCUGCACACACCCAGAAAGAAGAGCAGGCCUUCCUCCACCGCUGCCGAGAGCUCCACAACGCCAAGACCCUCCAGAAGGACUGUUUCACAUAUCUGCACAAGCAGAGAGGUCCAGCUAACGCUGAAGAAUCAUCCGCGCUACGAGGUGCAACCAAACAUGGCACUACCAGACCCGAGACGACCGCCAAGAGAGGCAACCGCAACAGGAAGUCCAAGAAGCCGCGGAUGAAGCAUCCCGACUCGUCAGACAGCGCCGCAUCAAACCGCAAACCCCGGCCCCCUCUCCAGGGCCUCAACCAAACCUCGUGGUCCCUGUCAGAAGCAUCCCAGUCGGCUUUUAACGUCUCCUACCCAGCCAUGGUGCCCGCCUACCCGCUCUACCCCCCUGCACCUGCGGCCUCGGCUCAGGCCCCCCGCACUGACCCCUCCCUGUCCACAGGCUUUGGAGAGGGACAGAGCACCCAAGCCCCACCUACUGCCGCUCCAUUUGGUGCACCCAUUGUGACACCCGUGGUGGCUCUGGUGCUACCCAAUUACCUCUUCCCCCAAAUAGGACAGUUGGGUCAGAUCGGGCCGCUGGGGGCCCAGACGCAACCUGCGUACGCCACUCAGCAGGCCUUUCAGCCCCCACAGCCCGCGUUCGCCAUGCAAACACAGCCCCCCUACACCGGCCAACCGCCGUUCCCCGUGCAGACUGCCUUUACCCCCCAGACCCCCUUCAAUACCCUGCAGCCUUUCCAGACCACACAGACCCCCUUUAGUACAGCACAGCCCUUCCAAACCACACAGACCCCCUUCACUACAGCACAGCCCUUCCAAACCACACAGACCCCCUUCACUACAGCACAGCCUUUCCAGACCACACAGACCCCCUUUAGUACAGCGCAGCCUUUCCAAACCACACAGACCCCCUUUAGUACAGCGCAGCCUUUCCAAACCACACAGACCCCCUUUAGUACAGCGCAGCCUUUCCAAACCACACAGACCCCCUUCACUACAGCGCAGCCUUUCGAGGGCCCUCAGGCUGCCUAUACUCAGACUGCCUACACUACCCAGCAGCCUUUUGCUGCACAGCCUUCUUUCCCGGUGCAGACUCAGUUCGUGACUCAAGUCCCGUACCCAGCUCAGCCGUUCCCCUACAGCCUAGCCCUCGGGCCACACAAAUCCAUGGCCGCGGAUCUUCGAGAGGGGGCGGCGUCACGCUCCUCCACGCCGGCCUCUGGAGCGCGGGAGCCGACCACGUCGCCGCCGCUGUUCGAGUCGCGGUGCAGCUCGCCCCUGCAGCUCAAUCUGCUAAGCAUGGAGGAGGGACAUCGCUCAGUGGAACGGCAGGAUAGCACAGCACCGCUUGCUGGAUGCCAGGGCAACGGCUCAGCAGCAGCCUCAGGGGCAGCUGGAGCAGCCGGGGAGAAGAUCGGAGGCACAGCCAAGACCGAGAACCACCAACAGGAGGAGUCUCCAGGAGAUGGGGCUCAGAGUGACGGUAACUCCUCAUCCUGCGACUUGCUGGACAUCCUGCUGCAGGAGGACUCCCACUCCGGGACCGGAUCAGCCACCUCCGGCUCCACGGGCUCUGGAUCUGGCUCAGGCUGCAACGGCAGCGGCACAUCAGCUAGUGGAGCUUCUGGCAGCAGAACAGGGAGCAGCAACACCAGCAAAUACUUCAGCAGCAUCGACUCUCUGGAACACGACCACAAGGCCAAAGCCAAGAUGAGAGGUGAAGGAGACUCUGAGGACGGCCCGUCGCAGACCAAGUUCUUAACCCAAGGCGACAAAGACCAUUUCAUCAAAUACGUUCUCCAGGAGCCCCUCUGGCUGCUGAUGGCCAAUGCUGACAAGAAGGUCAUGAUGACGUAUCAAAUGCCACCCAGGGACAUUCAGAGGGUUCUGCGAGAAGACAAAGAGAGGCUGAGGCAGAUGCUCAAGAGCCAGCCUCACUUCUCCUCCGACCAGCGGCGAGAGCUAGUGGAGGAACACCCCUGGAUGAGGAGGGGGGGUCUGCCUGCUGCCAUCAAUGUGAAGGAGUGCGUGUACUGCGAGGACGCAGCGGCGGCCCCCAACAAGGAGAACCUGCCCCACAUGGACAUGGGCGAGCUCGGAGAGGAGCUGAGCCGCGAGGGCCAGAAGGCCCAGAGCCUAGCGGAGAAGUCUCACCCUCAACCAGACACCGGCUCCUGAACACACACACAAACACGCCGCCAGCAGGGGGACACACUCGACCAGGAAUGGACCUUCGAGCAGAACAGAGGACAUGUGCCUCUCUUGUGUGAGUUGUGCAGAGGACUGCUGCUGAUGUGCAGUUCUUAAUCUGCCCUUACAGGGGGCAGUAGCACUUUAUGAGGGUCUUUGUAUGCAUGAACCUCAUAUAGUACUUUUGCCAGCUCACACACACACACACACACACACACACACCAAAAGGAUCUGGGCCCAGCCUGAGUGGUUGGUGACUGUUUAGCCUCCCAGAUUUUUUUUAUUUUAAUUUCAUUGUCUCUUUGACAGAGGCAGGACUUUAAUAGAUAAUGAGUAUCUUACAAACAUCUGAUGAAUAUAUGUGAUGUCAAAGAAUUUUGACAAAAAAAUAGUGUUUUCUUGUUUGCCACGUGGUGUCAUUCAAGUCCCUUAAACCCCCUUUUGUUUUCAUAUUUUUAAUUAUGUAGAAUGCAUGUGGUGCACAGUGGAUGAUGUAGUCCUGGUCAAAGGGCAGGGACCCCCACUUUUGUAUCACUGAAGAGUUUUUAUCCCCCACUCCCCUCUGACCUGGGUACUUGCCUUAUCUAGGCACGGGGCCGUGGUUGCACUCGACUCAACAGCCAACACACUGACACGUGGGCUGAUAGUGACUUUCCUCAACAGUGACAAUCUGAUAGAUAGCGCAAGCUAUUCAUUCAACUUAAAAUCGUAUUUAUUUCCUACCAGAUAAUAUAUCUAGAAUAGAUUGUUUGAAGCUAAAGCCAAAUACAAUCAGCUGAAAGACAGUAUUUACAUGUUCACCGUUUACAGGCAUUGACAAUUCACUCUACAGGAUAUUAAGGUAAUUUUACUUUGACAAAUACGACGUGGAACCAGCUAGUGCAUUUAACAGAAGAACCUCAACGUGUUGUAGGCCUCUGCAGACCUUAAAGCGGCACAGGUGCUAUGAACAAGUGUGCGUCAUCACAGGUGGAGAAGAUGCUGAAAUACUUUCUGUUAUAUGAAAAGCAGCAGACAGUUGAAACAUGAGAAGUGAGAGGUUGAGAGGACGGCGGUUAUCCUUUUUCCAUCGAGGCUUCAAAUCAACGUCAAAGCCAAAGAAAUGUUUUAAUUGUAUUUUAUUCAAACGGCAUUUCACCUCCAAAAAGUGUUGAGUGAUAUUAUUUUUCUGUCGCCGGGGACUUUAUACAUUAUGCAAAAACGACAGAUCACUAUUUCGAAGCUGUUGCGUGAGUGUUAAACACCUAAAUGUAGGACAACGGUGGGAAAACAGCAUUUCACUUGUAGCACAGCAGGCGACCAUGUUGCCUAAAUAACCUUCUGUAGAAGCCUAGGUUACACAGGAAGUGGCGACAUGCAUGCAUCAGGAACCAUGCAAGCCCGCUCGGCGUAAAAUAUUAAGGAAACCGGUCGGCAUGUAGUUGAGGUAAACAAUGGGAGAACUGGGAACAACUGUGUAGCUACGACAGAGGAACUGUUGAGGCAGUGAAUGUAACACAGACUGGACCAGAAGCUUCUCUCUGGCUACGUUUGUUCCACGAUUGUAUUUUUAUUUUCUUACUUUUCUUUUUCUUUGUUCUAUUUUCUAUUUUGUUUUGUUGGUGAAAGAAAGAGCUUUUUGAUUGUAAUUGGGGAUGGACCCUACCUCUUAAAACAAACCAGGUCAUGUUACUGUAAGCAGAACAUGUGUAUGUAUGUAUGUGGGCAAAACGCAAUGGACCGAGCGGUCAGAUACUUGAGUGAUUCCGGGCUUGUACAGAGAGUCUCUGCCUUAGACUGCCAGGUGUUUGUGGACAUUACACAGUGGACGGGCGCCUGUCACCACCUCGCUCACCUGUGUUCAACCCAUUAAGAACACCAGAAUGAAUGCUGAGAGUAAGCCAGAGAAUAUUUAAGCCUUACUUUCUCAAAAGGCCUCGCACAGAGGGAAUCCAUUUUUUAAAUGAGUUAUGCACCGGUGGGCCGUUGGAAGCAGCACCCUGAUCUGUACUGGCGCGUGAUGUCGGUCCUGUAAAUUAGUUUCAUCGCCACCGUACCGAGUAUGUGGUGUGUUAAACUGGCACAGUUCUGUGCAUUUAUUUUUGUAGGUAAAAAAAAUGAUGUAUUGUUUGAACAACAACGUUGUAAUAA
Molecule: messenger RNA, 7051 nt
Organism: Anarrhichthys ocellatus (wolf-eel)
Lineage: Eukaryota; Metazoa; Chordata; Actinopteri; Perciformes; Anarhichadidae
Product: period circadian protein homolog 2-like
Exons: 22
Coding region: 206-4909 (1567 amino acids)
Biological process (GO): circadian regulation of gene expression; negative regulation of transcription by RNA polymerase II; entrainment of circadian clock by photoperiod
Cellular component (GO): nucleus; cytoplasm
Molecular function (GO): transcription cis-regulatory region binding; transcription corepressor binding
Source: RefSeq, a predicted model, not a curated record